Molecule: messenger RNA, 339 nt
Organism: Fusarium keratoplasticum
Lineage: Eukaryota; Fungi; Ascomycota; Sordariomycetes; Hypocreales; Nectriaceae
Exons: 1
Coding region: 1-339 (112 amino acids)
Source: RefSeq, a predicted model, not a curated record
AUGGCAGAGGUCUUUGGAAUAGUGACCGGUGCCAUCGGCCUUGCGGGCCUCUUUCGGCAAUGCAUAGAAUGCUUCGAGUAUGUGCAGUUGGGUCGACAUUUCGCCCAAGACUUUGACCGGUAUCAGUUGAAACUGGACAUCGCCGAACGGAGACUACAUCGGUGGGGAGAAGCUGUCAACAUCAAUGAGAAUCCUCGAUUCAACGCCGCAGACGAAGAUGAUACACUGGUUGAAGAGGUUCAAGCCAUCCUGGAAGAGAUCGCUCGGCUCUUCCAAACUAUCCAAAAGUCCUCCAAGCGUUACACAAUCAAAGCCCCAAGGGAGAUUUCCAGUGUCUGA